Messenger RNA from Kwoniella mangroviensis CBS 8507, 2067 nucleotides. RefSeq lists its product as uncharacterized. Gene Ontology annotation, cellular component: membrane. The transcript is spliced from 4 exons. Gene Ontology annotation, biological process: magnesium ion transport. The coding region runs from base 1 to 2067 and encodes 688 amino acids. The record is from RefSeq and is a predicted model, not a curated record. Gene Ontology annotation, molecular function: magnesium ion transmembrane transporter activity. Lineage: Eukaryota; Fungi; Basidiomycota; Tremellomycetes; Tremellales; Cryptococcaceae.
AUGCCUGGUAUACCUGUGUUUGUAGCUAUCUUGGUAGGACUGGUAUCGUCCUUCGUGCAGUCAUUGGGUCUAACGAUCCAACGUAAAUCCCACCUCAUCGAUUCCUCCCUCCCUCUCCCUCAACGACGCAAACCCCUCAGACGACCCCUAUGGCUACUGGGAUUCGGCAUUUACAUCACCUCCAACAUCUUCUCGACGAUAUUCCAACUUGACUCCCUUCCCAUCGUCAUCCUCGCUCCCUUGGGUGCAAUUUCGUUGAUAUACAAUGCAAUUCUCGCCAGAGUCAUGCUGGGGGAUAAGUUUGGGAAGGUUUGGAUCAUUGGUACGGCCCUGAUCGCUUUGGGAGCAGUGUCGAUAGCUAUCUUCGGGGUUGUCAACGAACAGCAUCAUUCGUUAGAUGAGGUGUUAUUGUUAUUUAGACGAGGACCUUUUGUGGUGUUUUUCACCAUCAUGAGUUUGGCGACUGCCGCUGUUAUCGUGGUGUCUCACAUCGCUUCAUUUCACAUUCACCGACAAUUGUCUCGUAUACGAUUACCUGAAGAUUCAGCUGAUACAGGCUCGUCUACACCUACAUCACUCGUACCUAGUAAUUACGCAUCACCUCAUAACAACUCUCAGGCAAUCCCCUUCCGAUCCAGACUUGCGACCAAACCCAAUGGCCAUAACCUCCGAAGAUGGUCAUCACCUACUUCACCUGUAUAUAACUCUGUACCUCUCCCUCUCCCUUCAGACCCUAAUACCGCCAAAGCACCGCCAAAACACCAUCUCCAUCUUGAAAUACCGGAUCCCCCAAGUCAUCCAUAUGGUACAAAUCAACCUAAUGAGAAACAACCGCGGACGUUAACAUUAUGUGGAUUGGGAUUCGCUUCUGCCUCAGGGACAUUAUCAGGAAUGUGUCUCGUCUUGGCUAAAGCAGCUGUCGAGCUGUUGGUAUUGAGUAUCAACUAUUUUAGAACCGGUCAAGGUAAAAAUGAAUUUCUGAGAAUACAAACUUGGUUUUUAGUUUUGGGUUUGGGUGUUUGUGCGAUUCUUCAAUUGGUAUAUCUGAAUUAUAGCUUGACGUUCGCUUCGCCUGCUAUUAUCUGUCCUUUGGCUUUUUGUUUUUUCAACUUGAGUAGUAUAUUCGACGGUUUGGUAUUCUACGAUCAAUUUUCGAGAUUAUCGACUUUGCAAAUAACUUUCGUCUCUCUGGGUGUGGCAAUCUUAUUACUGGGUGUGUGGGUCGUAUCAGCCAUCCAACCGGACUCAGGUGUAGAUAUAGGUACAUGGGUAGAAGAAGAAUCCGAUACCGAGUCGAUUUUAGAUGAAGUUGAAGUGGUACAGAAUCCAUUCUCACAAAACGAAUCCCCUACACAAGCACAGCUCAAUCAGGUCAACCCUCUAUCGCCUACUCUACGAGGUGAUCAAGAUCCAUUGACAAGAUCAUAUAUCCAACCUUCGGAUCAACAGGGCACACCUGAGGCUCUGCACCGAUCGGUAUUCUCUGAUCCCGAGCAUCCAUCGACUCCUACUUCACCAAUGUCCCCUACGACGCGAAGACGACAUCAUCACAGGAUGAGAUACGGUUCCUUGAUACCUGAUGCUCUACCUACUGGAGCACCAACGGGAUUCUCUAUAGGUCUAGCAGCGAGUUCGCCCGGUUUCGCACUGCGUUUGGGAAGUUUCUCGAUCGAUGGAAAUUUCCAUCCUCACCAUGCUCAUCCUCAUGGACAUGGUCAUUCACCCUUAUUAGGUUCAGAAGAAGGACGGAGAGAUUUGUGGGGACGAAAUGUCCAUGUGAGAAGUAGAUCAGAGGGUCAGAGAGGUCUGACAGCGAUCAUAUCAGGACAGGAUGAAGGUGGAUACGAAGCUCGUACUGAAGAUGACGCAAAUGUAGGGGUAGAAGAAGUGAUAGGAGAGAAUAGGGUAGAAGGUGAAUUGAGGGAAUGGACGGAAAGGGAUGAAGAUGGGAAUGUCAAGAGGAAAGCAUGGUGGGAAAGAUUAUUUGGAAGGGAAUUGAGAGGAAGUGCAAGUGGGGGUCAACAAGGGAAAGUUAGAUUGGGGGGUGAUGAACAUGAACGGAUUUAG